Dictyostelium purpureum is the source of this 534-nucleotide messenger RNA. RefSeq lists its product as uncharacterized. Bases 1 to 534 code for a protein of 177 amino acids. Gene Ontology annotation, molecular function: zinc ion binding; nucleic acid binding. The transcript has a single exon. The record is from RefSeq and is a predicted model, not a curated record. Lineage: Eukaryota; Evosea; Eumycetozoa; Dictyosteliales; Dictyosteliaceae.
AUGGAAAGAGAGGAUACUGAGCCAGAAUGGUCAGAAAUGUGUAGGAUCAUUAGAAGAAAGGACGACGAAGUCGAACGUCGUGAAGUUGUUACAAGCAAACUAGAGAAAGCCAAAUCUGGUGUUAACGAUGAGGGUAAAGGAUACGACAACCUCAUUAGACCACUCAGGGAUAGUUUGGUUCUAUUCAGAGAACAGACCAUCUAUCAAAAAGCAAUAUUCAUAUGCAAUUAUUUGUCGCUCGGAAUUGGUAUCGAAUUCAACGAAAAGAUCAAUAAAAGUUAUGGAAAGGGUGAGAUAGAAGAGACGGAUAUUGACGAAUGGUUUAGCGUGUUAGAAAGAAUUGUAGAAAGCUUCAAGAAAAAAGCAGAAUUCAUUAGGAAAAGAGCUCCCAAACAAUUUAAGUCAUCGCAGAGUGAAUCGGCCACAGAGACUAAGGAGUUCAAGAAGAGCGAAAGGCAUAAAUGCUUUAACUGCCAAGAAGAAGGACAUAGAAGUGCCCAGUGCCCCAAAGGUAAAGGAGGUAAACCUCAAUAA